UAUCUAAUUUAAAGGAAAAUAAUUAUGUUUCUCCAAAAUUGUUGCCAUUGACCCAAGAUGUUAUAAAAUUCCAAACUUUUGUAAUGAACGAAGCCCAUGAAGCUUCAGAUGCAUUGAAGAAGAAUAUCCACAUUAAGUUGAACUAUCGAAAGCUGAUCGAGUCUGUCUUAGCAUUGACAUUAUUAAUAAAUAGAAAGCGCAUUGGGGAAAUUCAGUACCUAAAAACCGAGACUUAUAAUUCAACAGUCAGUGAAAACCAGCAAACCGAUUUUCUGGAUUGUCUUUCAAAAACUGAACAAACUUUGUGCAAGAAUUAGAAAAGAGUAGUGACCGGUGGAAAAGGAAGCAGACCUGUUGCAAUUUUAUUUCCACCGGACCUUCAGAAAUUCAUUGAACUUCUUCUAAGUUUCCGAAGUAUUUGUGUGACUCCGACAAAUCCGUAUUUAUUUGGUAAUCCUAACACAGAGCUGUGGUUGAGUGGCUAUCAUAUUGUGAAAAAGCUGGCGACAAAAGCUGAUGUUUCGGAUACAACUCUGUUUACAUCAACCCGUUUAAGAAAACAAAUUGCCACAUUAUUGCAAGCAAUCAAUAUUAAGGAUGACGAAAUGGAACAGUUUGCUACUUUCAUGGGACACACCAAAAAAACACAUGAAUCGUAUUAUAGGCUUCCUCAAGACUUGUAUCAGACAGCAAAAGUUGCCAAAUUACUUAUCGCUGUUAAUAGUGGACAAGUAGCAAAGUAUAAAGGAAAAUCCCUUGACGAAAUAACUUUGUCAGACAAUGAAUCAUUGCUGGAUGAGACUGAAGCAGAAAAACCUUUAUUUCAUGAUCAAAAUAUUAAUGAAAAUGAAAUAGAAGAGACGUGGGAACAGCAAUUCGGAGAACAAGCAAUGAAAAAUGCGGUAUUAGGUAAUUAUCUAUUUUUCCUUAUCCAGAACCAAGAAUUUAAAGAACGUGGAAUGAAAGAUAAACUGUUAUGUUUUAGAUGAAAGGAAAAAUAGUAUAAAAAAAGGAAAGCGAGGAAAGUGGAAUUCAGAGCAAAAAAAUGUAUUGAAAACAGCUUUCAAAGAUCACAUAAAAAACAAAAAAGCUCCGAGAAAAGAAGAAACCGAGUUGAUAAUGAAAAAACAUAAAGAUUUAUUCAAGGAUAAGACGUGGGCCACAGUGAAAGCUUUUGUUUAUAACUGUUAUAAAGGUUAAACAAUUGCUAAUUUACUUUAAAUAUUUUAGACUUGCACUGCGCUAGUAUAAACGUUUAAUUUUAUUUCAAUGUUUAAUAAUUAUUUUAGUCAUUCUCAGCAUUAAUUAUAAAUAAGAUAAAAUGUAAAAUAGCUAUUAACCAAAUAUUUAAUGAAGUACUCGUAUUUACUUUUGUA
Messenger RNA from Diabrotica virgifera virgifera (western corn rootworm), 1376 nucleotides. RefSeq lists its product as uncharacterized. The transcript has 3 exons. NCBI's taxonomy places the organism in Eukaryota, Metazoa, Arthropoda, Insecta, Coleoptera, Chrysomelidae. The record is from RefSeq and is a predicted model, not a curated record. The coding region runs from base 606 to 989 and encodes 127 amino acids.